UGUGGCAUAUUGACAAGCAUGCAAGUAUACAGACAAGGGCACGGAAAACUCGUUAUCUUAUUCUUGAAUCUUGGCAAUUCGGACAGUAAUAGUUAUUAAAUAUCCGUUUUGCCCGGGCUGUUGUAAGCUCCAUCCCAUUUGCAACGGCCAGCUGGGAAUACAAUAUGUUAGUAGGCCUAUAACGAAAAAUAGUCGGGCGGAAAUGAAUUUCUUCGGAAGGUCAUAAGAAGUGGUAUCGCCCUGAUGAAGACUACACGUAGUACGAUCCGGAUGUCUCAAACGAUAGUACAGCUAAAACUGAACAUAAUGUAUACCAUACUCCGAGUAUCUUUAUCAGAGUUGGACAGCCUUAUUUGACCCUCAUUCGGACAUAAAGUUCUUCACUAAUUCGUGGCUACAUCAAAGUCGAGCGGUUCUGCCUAAUCAUAAGAAAGAGCGUCGGUGUUACAUAUAUGGAAUUUAAAAGAACUCUACAUCACUUAUUAGUGGUGAUACUUGUUGCAACUUUCUUGAUGACCAUGUUUUACCAGUCGGAGCGACAGCUACUUCGUCCAAACCAUAUACGUGUUCCGCCAACAUUUAGGUACAAGAACUAUACAGUAUCCAACUCGUCAUCGACUGGGGUGAAAAAUAAAACUACUUCGUACACGAGCAACGUGUAUUCUACAGCUCGUAUCAUCGACCGGAGGGACUCCUACCAGGUCAACGACACCCUGAAGAUCCUCAUCACCGCAAUGGACAUCAACAACGACUCGAAGAGUUACGGAGGAGAUUACUUCCGGGUUAAACUCUACACCCCAGAAACGAAGUCGUCCUGGAGCAUUGACGUCACGAAUGACCUGGGAAAUGGUUCCUAUAUAGCUGAUGUGACCUUGAGAUGGCCUGGGAAAGUGAGGGUGAUUGUGACAUUGGUGCACCCGAGUGAAGCAGUUGAGAUUCUACAGAGGACCCGUGUCGUGGAGCCAGGGAAAACAAUCUUUACAGGACGGUACUCGCGCAAUCUGAGCUCGGGUUCGGAAAUCUUUGAAGAUACAAUGUGCAUUCCCAAAAUAAUCAAUAAUAGACCGUUGUGCAACUUCACAGAUGGGCGAACAGGCUAUCCGUGGUUCUGCGUAGCACCCUCGAAGCAAAAUCUGUCAUGCGAUGACUGGAAGCGAUACGCAACAGAUAACAAACUAUCCCAAAAAUUCACCAUGAAUGCAGUAAGCAAAGAAGAGGAAAAAAUCUUCAAAGUAUAUAAGCUGCCAAUAACAAAUCCCCCACCUCCACUGGAUGUCAAAGGCGAUAUUAAUAGUUGGAGGAAUAGUGUGUUUGCCUAUCAAGAUUCCUUACCAUCUUGUAAACCAGGACAACAUCUACAGAACCCUACUCCUUCGGGCUUCUACGCCAAAGACAUCUGGUUCUCGGAUCAAUGUAAAUUCCGUCGGUUUACCAUGCCCGACGUCCUACAAUGUCUGCAGAACAGAGCAGUUCAUAUUUUUGGUGACUCCACUUCCAGGCAACUAUACAUUGAGCUUGCAAGUAGAUAUAAACCUGAAAUUGUAGCGGAGCCGCCAAAGGAUAAAAGUCAAUCUAUUGCUGGACCUCUGCAUUCUACAAGUAACAUAUUUAAUAUUUCCAUUCAUUUCAAAUUUCAUGGUCUCCCUGCCCGUCCGUCGUUUUUCCUUCGCAAAGAUACCAUCAACUAUAUUAUCAACGAAUUAGAUGUUCUCACUGUAGAUUCAAGAACAGUCAUAUUGAUUUGUGUUGGAACACAUUAUACGACUUUUCCUUUGGAGAUGUAUGAAGAAAGAAUGAGGGAUAUUAAAGCAGCAGUUCAGAGGCUUCACAGGAGAAGUCCUAAGACACUGGUGAUCUUUAAAAGCGCAAACACCCGUGAGCAUCAAACCACAUUUCAUGUGUUGCAGAACAGUGAGUGGUAUAUCAGGACGUUGGACCAAACGAUGAGGGCGCUCUUAAAGGAUUCCCCCGAGUUGGCUUUCAUCGACUCUUGGGAUAUGACCAUUGCUCAGAACUUCAAAGACAAUGUUCAUCCGGACCACAAAGUAGUCGUCAAUCUUAUGAACAACUUCCUCUCUUAUAUUUGUCCAGUCGCGUCAUAGCCAACCUAAUAUUUAGGAGUUUGCUAUGUUGCAGUCACGCCAACCAAACCAACUCCAAAUUACCUAUCGAUAGAUUUCAUUGGAAGUACCCUCAGUACUGGAAAUAACAAAGUGCCACACAGUGUGUUCACAGUGUGUUUACACAGUGGACGAUGUGAGAAUAUUUUUCACACUGAUAAAAUGCUCAAAUUCGACAUGCAGCGUGAAGACAUAACAGUGUGACUGUUCACAUAGUCGACUAUGUGAACAUGCCUAUGCGAUUCACAUUGUUAAACCACUCAAAUUUAACAGUAUGAAUUUGAUUUCGCAGUGUGAACACACUGUGACACAUAUCGUGGUACACUUUAUUUCCAGUAGGGUAAUAGCUCUCAUGGGUCUGAGGUCCGUUUUGUUGAUGUGACUACUCAGGAAAUAAACAGUGUCCCUAUAAGUGUGUUCACGACGUGGAACAUAAUGUGAGUGCAAUCAUGCUUAUAAUUUGUUCACCUUUAAGGGUGCAAUUUAGUAGAAUUAGUACUGAAUUUUAUGAACAUUAUUGGAUUUAGUUAAAAUUAUUGUUUAAACUAUGAUAAUGACAUUGGAGCUAACCUCG
Lytechinus variegatus (green sea urchin) is the source of this 2694-nucleotide messenger RNA. RefSeq names its product NXPE family member 3-like. The record is from RefSeq and is a predicted model, not a curated record. The transcript is spliced from 6 exons. NCBI's taxonomy places the organism in Eukaryota, Metazoa, Echinodermata, Echinoidea, Temnopleuroida, Toxopneustidae. The coding region runs from base 453 to 2102 and encodes 549 amino acids.